This is a messenger RNA of Oncorhynchus gorbuscha (pink salmon), 1900 nucleotides long. RefSeq names its product aftiphilin-like. The record is from RefSeq and is a predicted model, not a curated record. Gene Ontology annotation, cellular component: trans-Golgi network membrane; AP-1 adaptor complex. Gene Ontology annotation, molecular function: clathrin binding. The coding region runs from base 332 to 1900 and encodes 522 amino acids. Lineage: Eukaryota; Metazoa; Chordata; Actinopteri; Salmoniformes; Salmonidae. Gene Ontology annotation, biological process: intracellular transport. The transcript is spliced from 9 exons.
UUAGUAACUCCUCCUCUUUCUCCGGAACUACCCAUAGCAACGGAAUCUCGAAACAGUUCCGAGCAGCUGACGACCUGAAGAAGCCAUGGGCGCCGGUGGUGGACCAAUCACAGUCCGCUAAUACUGGGACCUCAGAGGUCGGCAGGGUUCGGCCGGGGUUGGAGGUCAAAGGGCAGCCCUGUCAUUGCGACCUCCCUGACCUCCCUCUCACCAAUGGGUUUGUCAAGCGGAAUCACCAGGGGACCAUGUCUGCAGGUCUUGUACCAGCUGGCCUGGGCUCCCCAGCCAGGAGCAGGGGUUUGCAGACUUCUCUGCGUUCGCCGAGCCAGAGAUGGAGCUGGAACCCUGGUGCUGCGGCUUCACUCACACUCACAGUACGGAGCACAGGAAGGACGGCAGGAUGGAGGAGACAAACCUAACCAACGGUUUCUGCAAUGCACACUCGGUCCAGAAGGACAUGGAGCAGCGGGCCAGAAUAGAGCCUGGCGGGCCUGACUCUCAAUGUUUAGCACAGCAAGAGGACAGGGACUGCACUGGAGUCCAGCAACACUGUGAGCUAAGGGGCCACCCUCAGGACUCUGGCCUCUUAGCCCCCAUAGAGGUGCUCUGUGCUAGGGGUGAGGGGCUGGGGGAGCCUGGAGAGAGGGCACCCAGCAUCAACAGGGAUAGCAUGCUUACACAGGACCCAGAACUGGGAGGGAGGAGGGUGGAGGAGGAGGAAGAUAAGGAGAGCGAAACAGAGGACAGUGUCUCUCCUCUCCCCACCACAGUCAGUGGGUCAGUGAGUGAGGAGUUUGCCUCCUCUGGUGAGGCUGUGUCGUCAGACGCUUUGGAGGAGUUUGGGAACUUUGGCGAGACGGUCUUCACUCCCUCGUCAAUAGGGGAGGAGGAGAAGGAGAAAGAGGAGGCGCAGCGGAGUGACCUCAGGGAGGAGACCGAGACAAAGAUGGUGGAGGAGGAAGAUGAAGAAGAGGACUUUGGAAUCUUCAGGGAUGCUGGAUCCUUCCCUAGCCAGGAGGACUUUGCUGACUUCAACCAAUCGGAGUCCAGGACACCGGAGGGCUUUGGUGACUUUGAACAGGACUAUUCUGAGGACCCAGGUCCGACCCAGGCAUGUGGGGAGGAGGUUGGACAUGGAGACCUUCCCCUCAGCGACAGCUUUGCAGACUUCCACUCUGCUCCCCUGGAGGGGCAGGGUGAGAGGGAGGAGGGCUGGGGGGCGUAUGGGGACCAGAGAGGUCUGUCGGAGGGGGAGACCUGGGCAGAGUUUGGAGAGGAGGAUAGAGCCAGGCGGACAGAAGAGGCAGAGGAGAAGAAGUGGGGAGAGAGAUGUCAGGGAGGUGCUGCUGUACGAAGGGACAGUCUGCAGGACUCCCUGUCUAUCCGGCUACAGAGAGUCCUACAGACCAGCUUCCCUGCAGUGGCAGUCCCAGAACUGGAUCAGGAGAGGGAGGAGACUGCCACUCUAGACACACAGCCUGAGAAAGAGGAGACGAAGGGGCUCAACCACACUACACACUGGGUUCCUAGGGGCGCGUGGCGGCAGCCUCAGGACCUCCACGAUGCCGUGGGCCUGGGAUUCCAGUGGGGCGGUUCCCAUAGCAACAGGGCCCUGCUCCGCUGUCUGGGGAUGGACACCAGAAACAUGUUGUUCACUGGUCAGAGAAAGCAGCCUGUCAUAGUUCCUGUGUUUGCAGCCAGCCUGGGAAUGUUAGAGCCCACCAAAGAGCCACUGAGACCAGCUUCAACUGCGGAGAAGACUGCUGCCACAGCACAAGCACUUCCUGGGUCACAGGAAACCACCACCACCUCGUCAAUACAGCAGGGGGCCCCCCAGCCUUGGUCCCAGUUUGACUGGAGCAGCAGUGGCCUUGGCAUCAACCGCCAGGAUGCAUACUAG